CUAUCUUGGAAAAUUUGAAUCCCUGAAACACGUUUUCCUGGUGGAAUUAAUGCAGGAUAUGUACGUAGGGGAGACUCCUGUACCUAGCUUGGUAAUUAAAUUGCUUUUUGAGCAGGCAUCAACUUGUUGAAGAAAGCCUCACAGAUAAUUUGACGACCGAUGACUACUGCUACUUCAGAAUCUGAUCACCAAACUCCAUUGAAAAGAGGGACAUGGAGUCCUGAAGAAGAUGAGAAGUUGAUAGCUUAUAUUAACAGAUAUGGCAUUUGGAAUUGGAAUGCGAUGCCAAAAGCUGCAGGCUUGUCAAGGUCAGGGAAAAGUUGCAGGCUUCGCUGGAUGAAUUACCUGAGGCCAAAUAUAAAGCGUGGGAAUUUCACUAAGGAAGAAGAGGAAACCAUAAUCAAUCUACAUAAGACACUAGGAAAUAGAUGGUCUGCAAUUGCAGCAAGACUUCCAGGAAGAACAGACAAUGAAGUAAAAAAUCACUGGCACACCCACUUGAGAAAACUUCUGAACAACAAUGCAACUGCUGGAUUGCAAAUGAGUAAAUACGCAGCUGAUGUCUCAUUAUCUAUGUCAUCAAAGCCAUCUAAUGCUAAUUCCUUCGCAAGCUCUUCUUACCAGAUCAUAGAGGAGAACAUUGGUUCAGCUGAAUUGCCUAGAGAACUACUAGUAAGCUCGAUGGAGCAGUCAUCUUCAACCUCUAUAAAUCCUGACAGUAAAAAUGAGGAAAACCGUAUGAGAGAGGUGGGGACUGGAGAAUACCAAAGUUUGUGGGGGCAACCAUUUUCAACCGAAGAGUUGGAGAUUGUGGAGAAUUAUGGAACAACGGACACAAAUCAGAUAUGGCUUCAAGAGUCCGUAUGUCCGCGUGCUACCCGUAGCGACGCUGGCAAUGAUUUUUGGAUGAAUUAUUGACGCAGGCAAAAACAUAAUAAUUUUAGAUGCGAUAUUAGUAUCUUUGUUUCACUUAAAGGUGCCCUCGACUCUAUGUGCUUUAUUAUUAUUAUUUUCUUUUUUUUUGAAAGGAUCUCUAUGUGCUUAAUUUCAAUCCUUAAUUUUCCUCCAUAACUGGUAAAAUGAAAUUGAUCCAAAAUUUAUAUCAAUGUUAAGUUAAAGUAUAAAUAUAAACUUUUCACAAUUAAAAUCAUAUCAUGUAACCAUGGCAGGGAUUUUACAGCUUGGAGCUGAGUUUUGAAUUUGAA
Molecule: messenger RNA, 1205 nt
Organism: Ricinus communis (castor bean)
Lineage: Eukaryota; Viridiplantae; Streptophyta; Magnoliopsida; Malpighiales; Euphorbiaceae
Product: transcription factor MYB14
Exons: 3
Coding region: 160-918 (252 amino acids)
Source: RefSeq, a predicted model, not a curated record